Corylus avellana is the source of this 1999-nucleotide messenger RNA. RefSeq names its product nudix hydrolase 20, chloroplastic. Lineage: Eukaryota; Viridiplantae; Streptophyta; Magnoliopsida; Fagales; Betulaceae. Gene Ontology annotation, molecular function: 8-oxo-dGDP phosphatase activity. The record is from RefSeq and is a predicted model, not a curated record.
UACGCGCGGGGUGCUAAAGACUGCCGUUGUAAACGUUACCUUCUCUCCCUCCUGUAAAACUCCAAUGGCCUGGACUUGCAAUCUUCACCUCUCUCACAAAAUCCCAUUCUCACUCGCUUCUUCGCGCUUCAUCUCCGAAGCUUCUCACGCUUUUUCCAAGUCUUUUACGACACCGUUUCCAUCGCGUUCUAGUACCACUCACACUUCGAUAAAAUCAAAUUCCCCCACUCUUUCAGUAUCUGCCACUGGCACCUUCACCUGGGACGACGUCGUCCGGAUUUCUCAACCGGAAAUCCUUCCAGACGAUUCUUCGGAUCUCACAGGCUUCUUCGAGAAGAUCAGAAUCUGCAAUCGCGGAUCAGAAAAGCAAUCCGAGUUCCUUCCGUUCGCAAUCGACGAUCAAGUCGUUGGUUAUAUUCAUAAUGGUUUCGCUAGCCAUUUAAGGAAGUUCCAAGAUGUGUUUGUUUUCCCUCAAGACAGUUCUUGCGGUGGCCAUGUGAGCUUACACCCAAUGCUGAGCACACCAGAGGAAAGGACCAGUGCGGUUGGAGAUGUGGUCAAAUGCUUAGGAGAAGAACUGAUUCCAGGUAUACGGAACGAGCUAUACCCCGUGGCAUCGUCCUUUGGUGCGCCCAUAUUUUUUUCGCUUGAACGUGCUGCUGCUCCUUACUUUGGAAUAAAGGCUUAUGGAGUUCAAAUGAAUGGCUAUGUUGAGAGGGAUGGGCAGAAACUUUUAUGGACUGGGAAGAGAAGUCAAGAGAAAGCAACUUAUCCUGGGAUGCUUGAUCAUCUUGUUGCUGGAGGACUGCCUCAUGGGAUUGCUUGUGGGGAGAAUCUUGUGAAGGAAUGUGAAGAGGAAGCGGGAAUUCCCAGAUCCAUUGCUAAUGAAGCUAUACCAGUGGGUGCUGUUUCCUAUAUGGACAUUGAUGGUUACAGAUAUAAGAGAGAUGUUCUAUUUUGUUAUGACUUAAAGCUUCCUGAAAGUUUUAUUCCUGAGAAUCAAGAUGGAGAGGUGGAUAGCUUCAAGUUGAUUCCUGUGACUCAUGCAGCAAAUGUCAUACGGAGAACACAAUUCUUCAAGCCAAAUUGCUCUCUUGUCUUUAUUGAUUUCUUGUUUCGGCACGGCCAUUGUGAUUUUCUGCCUCCAACCAUAUACUAGUUCUGGUAACGGAGGGGUUACUUGUUGCCAUCUUGCCAAUUUCCACCAUUAACAAAUUAUUGAAGUGAAUUUUUCGUCCUGGUUUUCACAACUAAGCUCACCUCCUAAUUGAUUUGUUCCUGCAUUUUUAUUAGGUACAGCUACCUUGAAAAUUGUGGGGUGUUUUUAAGGUUCCUAUAUAAAACAAACUAAUCUGACCCACUUUGGGAACUAUUUGCCUGAGGAAGUCACUCUCUCCCCCUGCCCCCAACCCCCCCCAAAAAAAAGAAGAAGAAAAACCUACAAGCUUAAGGUCUAUUACUAGAAUUCUUUUUUCUUUUUUUUUUUGAAAGGAUUACUAGAAUUAGUCAUUACAUCAUUCUGAAUUUCUGGUCUAAUUUCUCCCUGGAAAUUCUCAUGCUUAUUCCGCUGGAUGGAGGGCUAUAGAUUUAUGCUUCAUAUUGAAUCUUAUUAAAACUUGCUUAUUUGCCCUUAAUUAUCUCAUAUAUGAAGUUCGCUUAGGGGAGUGUGAACUUUAACAUAUCGUUUCUUUUCAAAUCCGUAGAACCUAGGGAAAGUAUGACUAAGGUUGCAAGUGCAUCCCCAGUGGCCUCUUGUUAUAAGUGCAAAGGCAGAAAAGAAAAAGACAGCCCCAGUGGCAUCACUACCCAUCAUUUAAUUUAUGGCACUAAGUUGAUAAAUCUCUUCUGAUUUUUCCCCUCGUUUCAUCAAUCUGUAGGUGUCUAAACUAGCCUUCCAGUAAUCAGACCUACGACAGUUUCUUUUUGCAUUACGUUUUUUUUGAGAAACACAUCUAUAGCAUAAUUAUCACCAUAGAAUUCUGAUUAUUAUCUUCAAACU